Messenger RNA from Amphibalanus amphitrite, 1110 nucleotides. RefSeq lists its product as uncharacterized. The coding region runs from base 319 to 711 and encodes 130 amino acids. The record is from RefSeq and is a predicted model, not a curated record. The transcript is spliced from 3 exons. NCBI's taxonomy places the organism in Eukaryota, Metazoa, Arthropoda, Thecostraca, Balanomorpha, Balanidae.
UAAAUCUCCUGAUUGCUUAAUAAUUCAAAUAUAACCAAUCCAUUUUCGACGCAAUAUCACAAAAAGUCUCACUUGUCUCCGUUUCCGCUCCCCAGUCCUACCCUACAUAAUCCACCCCGGCCCACGGACAACCACCCCACCCUCCCCUCCCUUCCCCCCGGCCGGCCAACCGACCCCACUCCUCGGGACGGCACGUAGCCCGGGGCGGUAGCCAGCUGAACUGAUAAAAGGGGACGAGGCACAAACAACCCGUCAGGUGAUCGCAGUCGAGACAGAACGCACGGCACGCACGCACGCACGCACAGCCCUUCGACCACGAUGCGUUCUGUUGCGAUCGUCCUGCUGUUGGCGGCCGCGGCGGCCGGCCGCCCGUCCCGCCUGAACCUGUUCGGGGGCUCGUUCGGUCACCACCAGUUCCAGAGCCCCGCCGGCCAGGCCACCGGCAGUGCCGGCGGCACAGUCACCACUGGUGUCAGCAACACGCCGCUGGGCAGCACCAGCAUCACCAACGUGGGCGCGUCGGCCGGGGGCUCUGCCGGCGGCGGUAACGCAGUGAGCACGAACACUGCCACGGCCACUCACGUAGGAACCAGCGGCGUCUUCGGUAACACCCAGGGCAGCAACGUGAACGCCGUAUCCAACCAGCACACCUUCGGCAGCGCCGGAUCCAACCUGCACGGCACCUUCGGCGGCUUCGGCUUCGGGAAGUAGGCUUGAAGGUGUUGGAAAGGAUCGAAACUGCCCGGCGCGUUUGACUUUGAGACUCUUGUCGCCAUUGAGAAACUCCAGCUUGCCCGGCGCCUUCAGAUUUGUGAAGGAGACUUGGUCGUCAUUGCGGGUUGAUUUUGUUUGAGCUCAGGGACCGUUUGAUGCGACUUGCGCUUCGGGGAAAAAGACGUCAAUUUCCAUUGGGGGCUGAUUUUAAUUCAGGGGCCGCUUGGCGCGACUUCGGUAAGCGGCGGACUUAGGACAAUGUGCCGAUAAAUGUAAAACGGUACGGGUAAUGAGGGCAGGACGUUUUAUAUUUUUAGACUAGAAUGAUGCGCGAGUGCUGAAAAGGUGUGAACUGUGAAUGAUUCUUCGGUUGGUGACUACAAAAUGAUUUGAUAA